UGCCAUUAUUCUGGACCGACGUCUGGGAGCCUUAAGUAAGAGUUGCUUCCCGCCAAUUGCUGAGCGUUUAAUGUUUGCAACGAAAAAUAUGUUUGAAGUGUCUCAUGAAAGUAUGCAUGAGCUUCCAUGGUGGAAACAUUUUUCCUACAAAAUCUUAUAGAAAACUAGCAAAAUGUGAGCACAUCAUGUACGAGUAAAGCCAAAAAUAUCCAAUUAUAUAGAUUUUGCCACGUCAUGAUUUUAUUUUUAACAGCGUAUUUUCAGAUUUGAUUAAUGAAGACCUUAUCAGUGGCGAGGCUACUGAGACGCAAUCGUUGGUUUUCAAUCAAAUUUUGACUCCUGAAGGCGUUGACACCCGUGAUAAUCGUCUCGCUUAUCGAUCUUGUUGCAGCUGGUAUUGAAACGACGGGCAAUGCCACCGUGUUCCUUUUACACGAUACCUUGAACAAUCCAGAGGUAAAGGUUCGCAUUUACGAAGAGCUGGACCGAGUUCUUCUUUCUCCGGAAGACGCAGAAAUUUCUCCGCUUCUUUUGAAGUUCAAAUACCUUAAAGUGUGAAUCACUGAAAGUUUUAGGAUGACACCUGUGGCUCCUAAUGUGGUGCGCAUAUUAGAAAACCGUUUAUCUUUCAAGGUUAUUACGUUGCUGUUGGAGUUAGCUUGGAAGUUACUUUAAAUUCUUCCGACCUCCCAUUUCGCAAUUGGACUGCAAGGAUACUUAUUUAUUAUCCGGUACAUGCAGGAUUACUGGCAUGAAUCGCCGGAAAUGCGGCCUGAUUUCAAAUCUAUCUGUGGACGGCUAAAGGAAAUGAAAGCUGGAUUAAAACCCAACAUCUUUGUCAACAUCAUGAUUAUGAUGGAGAAGUACACCUACAAUCUGGAAGGUCGUCCAAGAGAGAACAGAUCAGCUUGUGGAGUAAAAGAAGAAAACGGAAGCCCUUCUGCAUCGAGUUUUGCCAAAGUCGGUAGUAGAAUCGCUAAAACGAGGCGAGCCUGUGAAAGCGGAGAGUUUCGACUCUGUCACGAUUUAUUUCAGCGACAUUGUCGGUUUUCAGCCGUUAGCACUCCGUUGCAGGUGGUCGGUCUACUCAACGAGCUUUGCAAUUUGUUCGAUUCCAUCCUGGAAAAUUAUGAUGCAUACAAAGUGGAAACAAUCGGUGACGCUUACAUGGUGACUAGCGGUUUGCCCAUUCGUAACGAUGACCAUCACGCCGCUGAAAGCGCUUCUCUGGCGCUUCACCUCUCGGAGAUUAGAAACUUCCACAUUCGACAUCAACCUGGAAAAACGCUGAAACUACGCAUUGGCAUCCAUUCUGAUUCAGGUCCUUGCGUUGCUGGAGUGGUUUGAUUGAAAAUGCCUCGAUAUUGCCUCUUUGGUGACACGGUUAACAUAGCAUCUCGGAUGGAAUCAUUCAGACAAGCUCUUCGUAUUCAUAUUUCUGCAGCUACCAAAGAGCUUUUGAAUAGGUUAGGUGGCUAUAUCAUUGAAGAACGCGGAAUGACAUCCAUCCGAGGCAAAGGCGAAAUGAUGAUUUCUUGGCUUGUUGGCGAAGAAUCAUGGCGUACUAGAGGGGUCACCUGGGUGCGAUUGAAGGAGAAAUAUCCCAUUUCUUCCAGAACCAGCGAUUGUCGAUCCACCGGUAUCACAUGAAAUUCCGCUCAUGUUAAAAGAUGUCCAACCUCCAACAGAGUUAGAUCCUAUCGACACGUCCCCGAGUACGUGGCUAUUGGGCGAUUGUCCACUGGUUCCCAAUGAAGAUUACGAAUAAAAGAUGUGACAACUCAAUAGCAAUGUCAACAUUAGUUUCGAUGACAGGAAACGUUAUAAAACCGGAAAGUAAACUUAUAAAACUUAUGCAUACAAAA
Molecule: messenger RNA, 1865 nt
Organism: Daphnia magna
Lineage: Eukaryota; Metazoa; Arthropoda; Branchiopoda; Diplostraca; Daphniidae
Product: guanylate cyclase 32E-like
Exons: 7
Coding region: 736-1347 (203 amino acids)
Biological process (GO): intracellular signal transduction; cGMP biosynthetic process; receptor guanylyl cyclase signaling pathway
Molecular function (GO): guanylate cyclase activity; peptide receptor activity
Source: RefSeq, a predicted model, not a curated record